Molecule: messenger RNA, 2088 nt
Organism: Scedosporium apiospermum
Lineage: Eukaryota; Fungi; Ascomycota; Sordariomycetes; Microascales; Microascaceae
Exons: 5
Coding region: 1-2088 (695 amino acids)
Biological process (GO): tRNA export from nucleus; protein phosphorylation
Cellular component (GO): cytoplasm
Molecular function (GO): protein kinase activity; ATP binding
Source: RefSeq, a predicted model, not a curated record
AUGGACUUUCUCAAGUCCGCCAUGGCCUCGGCCAUGGCCAAGGGGCCACCAUUUCCCUAUUCCUUUGGCGACAAGGUCGAUAUCGAUGAAUCUAUCUGGGCGCUUCAUAACGGAACCAAGAGAAAUACCAUCAAGUUCAUAAACAAAGACGCCUCCUCUAUCCACGGUAACCUCAAAGUCGGCUCGGUGUAUACUUCGGAGAGUGGGGAAUGGAAGCUUGGAGGUUUCGAAGUGCUGAGUGGCAUAAAAGAUGAUGAGGCAAUCAUUUAUACCUAUGGGAGCGUUGUCCCAGACUCUGGGCGUUAUGCCCCUCCAGAGCUCGCCCGUAACGGCUGGGAUACCAUAAAAAAGAAUCCUCACACGGCUGUGGAUUCCUUCAACUUCGGCACUUUGAUUUAUGAAGUUUUCAACGGCUCAUACACCGGUGGCGAUCAGGCGGGCCAGACUACAGGAAUUCCUCCCUCGAUGCAUGCAAGCUACAAGAGGCUUGUAAACGCAAAUCCAAAGGCACGCAUUAGUGUUGCGAACUUCCUUGAACUCGGACGAAGACACGGCGCUUUCUUUGAUAUCCCACUUAUCAAGAUUACCAACGACCUUGAGAAUCUAGGCGUGAAAUCUCCAGAGGAGAGGGAGGAGGUUUUGGCUGAACUUGCCGAGCUCUCAGAAGAUUUCCCCGAGGAUUUUCUCAAAAUGAAGGUCCUACCGGAACUGCUCAAAUCUGUCGAAUUUGGAGGCGGUGGUCCAAAGGCUCUCGAGGUUGUCCUAAAGAUUUCGGCAAACCUUUCGAGUGACGACUUCGAAUCCCGAGUCACUCCGGUUGUUGUCCGACUCUUUGGAAACCCAGACCGAGCUAUUCGCGUCGCACUUUUGGAUGGUCUACCCUUAAUCAUUGAGCGAUUGGCCCAGAAGGUGGUCAACGACAAGAUAUUUCCCCAGCUGGUCACUGGGUUUACUGAUGUAGCUCCGGUUGUUCGAGAACAAACGUUGAAGUCAGUUCUCACAAUCAUUCCAAAGCUAUCGGACCGCACGAUCAAUGGUGAACUUCUCAAGUAUCUCGCCAAGACGGCAAAUGACGAGCAACCCGGCAUCCGGACGAAUACCACCAUCUGCCUCGGGAAAAUGGCGAAACAUUUGAGCAACUCUACGAGAGCCAAGGUUCUAAUCGCUGCUUUUACUCGGUCCUUGCGCGAUCCAUUUGUCCACGCAAGAACUGCUUCUUUAAUGGCCCUGGCCGUGACGAGCGAGUACUUCAGCGACGAGGACUGCGCAAACCGAAUUUUACCGUCAAUGUGUCCUUUGUUGAUAGACAAGGAGAAAUUGGUCCGCGAUCAGGUGAACAAGACCAUUGAUGUUUACUUACAGAAGAUUCGCAAGGCAGCCUCUGCCAUGCCGGAUACUGUUUUGCCCCCUCCAAACACAUCCGACGGCUCCGCACCCCGGAUGAGUACACCUCAGCCAGCAGAGUCAGCAUCAGCCAGUUGGGCUGGUUGGGCCAUCUCAUCCUUUACGAACAAACUAUCAGCUGCGGCGGGGGAGAUCGAAGCAAAUGGAGCAGCUACUCCCAAACCCGCAGCAUCUCCCGGGCUCGCUCCCUCCAGACCAGCAGGCCAAUCCUCCGCGUCUACGCUCCAUAGGCAAGCUGUCAAGUCACCUCCGGCAAUGUCACGAACUCCGUCUUCCGCGGCCAGUCACACAGCGGCCCUGUUCCUUGACGAUAAUAACGCGGAGGAUGACGGCGCCGAUGCGUGGGGCGAUAUGGGCGACGAUGAUGGCUUCUUCGAUGCGCCGGAGGAUGAGCGAGAGACGUUCCCGAAGAAGUCUCCUCCAGCAAGCAGCAUCGCAUACGAUGAUGGUGGGGAGCCGGACUUUGCUGGGUGGCUUGCCGCCCAGUCUCAGAAGAAGUCCGGAGGUAAACCUCUGCCAAAGGGCCUGGCAAAGUCCAAGUCCCCGACAUCUGGGGCUCUGAAAUCCACUUCAUCUGCUACCCGGAUAACUUCAUCAUCAAAGGCUGCGCCUGCGAAAAAGAUUGACAUGAAGCCUAAGGAGACCGAUAUGGAUGGCGACGCUUGGGGAGAUGACGGAUGGUGA